Molecule: messenger RNA, 1101 nt
Organism: Galeopterus variegatus (Sunda flying lemur)
Lineage: Eukaryota; Metazoa; Chordata; Mammalia; Dermoptera; Cynocephalidae
Gene: NGDN
Product: neuroguidin, EIF4E binding protein
Exons: 11
Coding region: 23-961 (312 amino acids)
Biological process (GO): maturation of SSU-rRNA from tricistronic rRNA transcript (SSU-rRNA, 5.8S rRNA, LSU-rRNA)
Cellular component (GO): small-subunit processome; nucleolus
Source: RefSeq, a predicted model, not a curated record
GGAAGGGGCAGGUCUUGCUAAGAUGGCGGCGGUGGGGGUGCUGGAGUCAGACCUGCCAAGUGCCGUGACACUUUUGAAAAACCUCCAAGAGCAAGUGAUGGCUGUAACUGCACAAGUGCAAGCAUUGACAAAAAAAGUUCAAGCUGGAGCCUAUCCUACAGAGAAGGGUCUCAGCUUCUUAGAAGUGAAAGAUCAGCUGCUGCUCAUGUACCUUAUGGAUUUGAGCCACCUCAUCCUCGACAAAGCAUCAGGAGGGUCUCUUCAGGGACAUGCUGCAGUUUUGAGGCUGGUAGAGAUUCGCACGGUUUUGGAAAAGCUUCGUCCUUUGGACCAAAAAUUGAAGUAUCAAAUUGACAAAUUGGUCAAGACUGCAGUGACAGGCAGCCUCAGUAAAAAUGACCCACUUCGUUUUAAGCCUCAUCCCAGCAAUAUGAUGAGCAAGUUGAGCUCUGAGGAUGACGAGGAAGUUGAAGCAGAGGAUGAGGCUUCAGGAAAGAAAUCUGUAAAAGGAGUACCUAAGAAAUAUGUUCCACCACGCUUGGUUCCAGUACAUUAUGAUGAAACAGAAGCUGAGCGGGAGAAGAAGCGUCUGGAACAAGCCAAGAGACGGGCAUUGAGUAGCUCUGUCAUUCGUGAACUUAAGGAGCAGUACUCAGAUGCUCCAGAGGAAAUCCAUGAUGCUCGGCAUCCGCAUGUCACUCGCCAGAGCCAGGAGGACCAGCACAGGAUUAACUAUGAGGAGAGCAUGAUGGUGCGUUUAAGUGUCAGUAAGAGGGAGAAAGGACGGCGAAAACGAGCAAAUCUCAUGAGCUCACAACUUCAUUCCCUCACGCACUUCAGUGACAUCAGUGCUUUGACAGGAGGAACUGCUCAUCUUGAAGAGGAUCAGAAUCCUAUUAAAAAGCGGAAGAAGAUACCUAAGAAAGGCCGGAAGAAAAAAGGUUUUCGGAGGCGGCGGUGAUUAUGGGUGUACAUGUUUAUAUAUUUUUUGUCGUCCUAGGAACUGUAUGUAGAUUUUUUUCCCUUGGAAUUAUUGUUUGCUUUGGACAUGUGAAAAGAUCUUUAUUAAUAAAAUUGUUUGCACUUAUGAAUUAAAGCCCC